CUAGAACAUUCCACAGCAUUCUCAAACAAUCGAACCAUACUUCGAACACCUCCCUGAAAUGCCACCAUACCCAUAAACCCACACGGAAACCAAGCGCUCUGAAUCCCCCCACCGCAGGAAAAACAGAGGAAGAAGAAAGAAAGAAAGAAAGAGAAAGACAAACCGAAGAAGAGAAAGAGAGAAGAACAUCAACCGCCACCGAACAUGGGCGUGGACUAUUACAAGGUCUUGCAGGUUGAUAAAAAUGCCACCGAAGAUGACCUCAAGAAAGCUUACAGAAAGCUCGCCAUGAAAUGGCACCCCGACAAGAACCCCAACAACAAAAAAGAAGCUGAAGCCAAGUUCAAGCAAAUCUCCGAAGCAUAUGAUGUGCUGAGUGAUCCUCAGAAGAGAGCAAUCUAUGACCAAUAUGGGGAAGAAGGUUUGAAGGGUCAGGUUCCACCACCUGAUGCUGGUUCUGGUGGCGGUGGAUCCACCUUCUUUUCCACCGGUGACAUGCCGGGGUCGUUUCGGUUCAAUCCUCGAAACGCCGAUGACAUUUUUGCUGAGUUUUUUGGGUUUUCAAGCCCCUUUGGUGGCAUGGGAAGGAGCAGUGGCGGUGGCAUGAGAUCAAGGUUCCCUAAUGGGAUGUUUGGUGAUGACAUGUUUGCAUCUUUUGGUGAAGGAGGUGGUGGAGCAGGGGUGCACAUGAGUCAAGGUGGUCCACGCAAGGCUCCCCCUAUUGAGAACAAGCUUCCCUGCACCCUUGAGGAGAUAUAUAAAGGCACCACUAAGAAGAUGAAGAUCUCCAGGGAAAUUAUUGAUGCUAGUGGCAAAACCAUGCCAGUGGAGGAGAUCUUGACAAUUAAUGUCAAGCCUGGUUGGAAGAAGGGAACAAAGAUCACCUUCCCGGAGAAAGGAAACGAACAACCAAAUGUAACGCCUGCAGACCUUGUUUUCAUUAUCGAUGAGAAACCACACAGCGUCUUCACUCGUGAAGGAAAUGAUCUGAUCACAACUCAGAAGAUUUCUCUCGUGGAGGCUCUAACCGGAUACACGGUAAACCUUACGACGCUGGAUGGUAGAAACUUAACCAUACCCAUCAACAGUGUCAUCCAUCCAGAUUACGAGGAGGUCGUCCCAAGGGAAGGGAUGCCGCUUCCAAAGGAUCCGUCAAAGAAAGGAAACUUGAGGAUUAAAUUCAACAUCAAGUUCCCAAGUCGGCUCAGCGCCGACCAGAAAUCUGGAAUCAAGAAACUCCUGGCUGGUUGAAGCAUUCCGUACUUGGCAGUCCAGCGGCUUUAGUUUAUGAAAAUGUACAUUAGUUACAACAAUCUUGAGAGGAGGCAAAUGGAAAUAAUUUGGUUUGGUUGGUUAUCAUCAUAUAUGUAUUCUGGAAUUUGGAACAUAGUAUAGUGAUUGAAAUUUUUUGUUA
Messenger RNA from Arachis stenosperma, 1414 nucleotides. RefSeq lists its product as uncharacterized. The transcript is spliced from 3 exons. Bases 205 to 1251 code for a protein of 348 amino acids. Gene Ontology annotation, cellular component: cytosol. NCBI's taxonomy places the organism in Eukaryota, Viridiplantae, Streptophyta, Magnoliopsida, Fabales, Fabaceae. The record is from RefSeq and is a predicted model, not a curated record. Gene Ontology annotation, molecular function: protein-folding chaperone binding.